Molecule: messenger RNA, 3760 nt
Organism: Salpingoeca rosetta
Lineage: Eukaryota; Choanoflagellata; Craspedida; Salpingoecidae
Product: kinesin family member 1C
Exons: 12
Coding region: 134-3400 (1088 amino acids)
Biological process (GO): microtubule-based movement; cytoskeleton-dependent intracellular transport
Cellular component (GO): kinesin complex; microtubule
Molecular function (GO): microtubule binding; ATP hydrolysis activity; ATP binding
Source: RefSeq, a predicted model, not a curated record
GCACAAAAUCGCUCUGGUUGCCAAGGCCAACAACAACUCCUCGCUCCUCCCGAGACUGACAAGUACCACUCUCAUUCCUCCUCACUUGACUUCCUACUUCAAGACAGCCGUUCGAUCCCCCGCUACAACCGCCAUGUCCGAGAACGUGAAAGUCGCGGUGCGCGUGCGCCCGUUCAACAAGCGCGAGAAAGAGCGGCAGGCGCAGCUGUGCAUCCAAAUGUCUGGGCAAACCACGACCAUCACCAACCCGCACUCGAAGGAAGAGAAACGAUUCACCUUCGACUUCUCCUACUGGAGCCAUGACGGCUUUGAGGAGCAGAGCGAUGGGCUUCUCGUCCCCACUGGCGCCCAGUACGCCGAUCAGCAGCGCGUCUUCGAGGAUCUGGGCCGUGGCGUGCUUGCCAACGCCUUCAACGGCUUCAACACCUCCCUCUUUGCCUACGGCCAGACGGGUUCCGGCAAAUCUUACAGCAUGGUCGGCUACUCUGUGAACAAGGGCAUCGUGCCCAUUACAUGUGAGGAGCUGUUUAAGAAGAUGAACGAGAACUCCGAGAACUCUAGCACCCGCUACCAAGUCAAGUUCAGCAUGCUGGAGAUCUACAACGAGAAAGUGCGCGAUCUGCUGCAGCCGCCACAACAGCAGCAGAAGGGCGGCCUCCGCGUGCGCGAGAACCCAAAGUCGAAGAAGUUUGAGGUCGUCGGCCUGAAGCUGGUCGACGUCAAGUCGUACAACGAGAUUGAGACGCAGAUGGAGCUUGGCACAAAGCACCGCACCGUCGCCGCAACCAAGAUGAACAACACAUCCAGUCGCGCCCACACCAUCGUCACCGUCCUCUUUGAGCAAAUCACAAAGGACGAGAGUGGUGUCGAGACAACCAAGCGCUCAGAGAUGAACCUUGUCGAUCUUGCUGGUUCGGAGCGCGCAAACAGCACCGGUGCGACUGGCGAGCGCCUGAAGGAAGGAUCCAACAUCAACAAGUCCCUGAGUACGCUGGGAAAAGUCAUCCAGGCCCUGGCAAAGGGCAAAAACUCGUUUGUGCCGUACCGUGAGUCUGUGCUGACGAUGCUGCUACGCAAUGCGCUUGGCGGCAACUCCAAGACCAUUAUGAUCGCCGCGCUGUCGCCGGCCGACAUCAACUAUGACGAGACACUCUCCACGCUGCGCUACGCAGACCAGGCCAAGCAGAUCAAGAACAAGGCCGUGGUGAACGAGAGCCCGACGGAGAAGCUGAUUCGCGAGCUGAAGGAGCAGAUUGAGGAGCUCAAGUCCCAACUCGGCGGAAAACCGAUGCAGCCGUCGUCCUCACAGGGCGCCGGCGCCGCUGACGCCGACCAAGCCCUCCUGGCGCGUAUGCAAGAGUUUGAGCGGCAGAUGGCGUUCCAGGCAAACGUGGACCAGGGCGGGCAGCCCGAGGCACAGCAGUCCACGGAGCCAUCGAUGCACGAGAAGGAGAAGCAGAAGAAGGCAACAACGGCCCACUUCACCAACCUCAACGAAGACCCUGCCCUCUCCCACAUCAUCUGCCACUUUGUGGACCAGCCAGAGAUGGUUGUGGGCCAGGAUGAGGAUAGCGCUGCCGCCAGCGAGGAGGGCGGUGGCGAGGGUGGUAACUACAUCCACCUCACCGGAUUCGGGAUCCGCAAACGCCACGCAGUCAUCACCAUGGACGGUAGCGAUGUCUUUAUCGAGCCAGGAUCUGCCGCGUCCAACACACGAGUGAACGGCACCCAGCUGACGGAGAAGGUGCCACUGAAGCACAACGACCGCCUGUUGUUUGGCACCAACUCCAUUUUCCUGUUUGUCAACCCCGCCAACCAAGAUCCGAGCGCGGGCACGCCAGAGAAGGUGGACUACGAGUUUGCCCAGGAGGAGAUUGCAAAGGCGAGCGGGCUGCUUGUUGAGGGCGGUGAUGCAGAGGAGAAGGAGCGAAUGUCACAGAUCCUUGAGCUCUUUCCCAUGGUCGCCGAAGUCAACGCUAUCAGCGAUGAAAUGGACAAGAAGAUGAAGUUUUCUGUUGCACUCGUCAACGACAUGAUGUUGCCGAACGCAAGCACCUCUGACCGAUCGCAGGUGAUGGUGAAGGCGGUGAACACGCGAAACGAGAACGAGUGGCUGAUUGACCGCGCAGAGUUUGUUGAUCGCCGCUACCGCAUUCAGGAGAUGUUUGGCGACUGGGCAUACGACCAGGACAAGGACGCCUCUGUCUACGGCCCGCCGCGCAGCGACGCUGACCCGUUCUUUAUUGAGCCGAGCUCGGUCGUGGUUGGCUUUGCCGGCAUCUUUGUCGUGCCCCUCUCCCUGCGUAUGGACUCCGAAGACACAUACGAGGCGCUUGACUACGCGGCCCAGCGGCAGGGCAGCGUCUGUGUUGCGCUCGAGCCGUGCCAGGAGGACGGCACGCCGCUGACGGAGGAGGACUUUCUGGACGAUCCAUCCGCCCUGAUGCAACUCAACGAACCAUACCACAUCAAGGUGAUGAUCCGGUGGGCGGAAGUGACACACGCGCGGUUCUCAACAGCGCUGCGGUGCGUGCUGUAUUUCGGAGACCUCGAUGUCAUUCAGACGCCGUGGAUGUAUGGAAAGACAAAAGCGGACUUCAACUACGAGAAGAUUGUGACCAUCAACAAGGUCACGCCGGCGCUGAUUGAGUGGAUGGAGAAUGGCAUGGCAAAGGUCAUCAUCGAAAGCAAGCACAAGGACGACGAGAGCACGUCGUCGAUCACACGGCUGACGUCGAUGGCGGAUAUGGCGAUGGAGUUGCAGGCUGCAAAGGACCGCAUCAAGCAGCUGGAGGGCGGUGGUGAUGGUGAUGAUGGUGGUGAUGGUGGAAAGAAGAACUCGAAGAAGGAUCGAAAGGCGUCUGCCAAGGCGGCGAAGGAGCUGGAGAAGGCGAAGAGCGAGCUGGUGGAGAUGAAGAAGAAGGCGGAGGCGCUUGAGAAGGAGCUGUCUACAGCAAAGAAAGCAGCAAAGGGCGAGGGCGACCAGGAGAAGGAGCUGAAGAAGGAGCUGAAGGAGCGCGACAAGACCAUCUCCAAGCUGGAGAGCGAGGUGAAGAAGCUGUCCAAGAAGGACAGCAAGAAGGACAGCGGAAAGGCAGGCGCCAACAAUGCUGACGUGGACGCCGCCAUCAAGGAGCGUGACGAGACGAUUGCACGCCUGCAACGCGAGAUGGAGGAGCUGAACAAGAAGGUGUCUGCUGCCCCAACUGGCGAAACGGUCGCUGUCGCCAACGUCGCCGCCGACGACCUUAAGGAAUCAAUCAAGACCGUUCUCAACCAACACCGCAACGAUGCUGACGCGCGCGCGCUGUGGACGGACGUCGCAACCAAAGUUGGCGCAUCCACAGACGGCCCGCUUCCCCCCGCCAACAAACCGUCCUCCGUGUGCUCCAUCAUGUGAUUUGUCGCACGUGCGUUGUCAUGUGCAUUCGCAUUGCACUUGUUGUGCGUGCUCAUAUGGCUCUGUGCUGUGUCGUAUGGGCCUUGUCUCGUUUUCCCCCCAUUUAACACACGCACGCACAAUUGUGGGUGUCUGUGCCGUGUUGUUCGUGCUUCCUCCUUGUUGUGGGUUCAUGACCCUCCCUGUCUGUCUUGACUUCCUUGCCCCAGCUUCUCCUUCCCUUCAAUCAACGCACUGGCUGCCUCCCCCCCCCCCUUGUCUUCUCCGCUCAACCACUCUUCUACACACCCGCUCCGCCCUUCCCUUCGUGCUGCUUCCACGCGUGAAAAUAACACCAGUGACGAGCGCAUAUCAUCAUCG